GGAGGAGGAGGUUCCGAAGCGAGGAGGUUCGCCCCUGAGCUUUGCUCAGCUUCAUUGUGUGAGAACUUUGACAUCCUGGGUGGAGGGAAGGGGGGCUUCCCCCAUCCCUCCUCAAGGUGCUACCAUCAUGGCUCAGACCCUGCAAAUGGAGAUCCCCAACUUUGGAAACAGUAUCCUGGAAUGCUUGAAUGAGCAGCGGCUGCAGGGUCUCUACUGCGAUGUGUCAGUGGUGGUCAAAGGCCACGCUUUCAAGGCCCACCGAGCUGUUCUUGCUGCCAGCAGCUCUUACUUCCGGGACCUUUUCAACAGCAGCAAGAGUGCGGUGGUGGAGCUGCCCGCUGCUGUGCAGCCCCAGUCCUUCCAACAGAUCCUUAGCUUCUGCUACACUGGCCGCCUCAGCAUGAAUGUGGGUGACCAGUUCCUCCUCAUGUACACUGCUGGCUUCCUCCAGAUCCAGGAGAUCAUGGAGAAGGGCACAGAGUUUUUCCUCAAGGUGAGCUCGCCCAGCUGUGACUCACAGGGCCUCCAUGUGGAGGAAACCCCCUCAUCAGAGCCUCAGAGUCCCGUAGCCCAGACCUCUAGCUGGCCAGCCUGCAGCGCCCCACUUCCCCUUGUCUCUCGAGUUAAGACUGAGCAGCAAGAGUCAGACUCAGUUCAAUGCACGCCUGUAGCCAAGCGGUUAUGGGACAGUGGCCAGAAAGAGGGCGGCAGCAAUGGCAGCCGCAAAAUGGUCAAGUUUUCGAGCUCGUCCCAGCAGCCCCAGGGCAUGGCCCCGACCCCAGUGCCAGCAGGGGCAGCAGGUAUGGGGAGCGGGCCCAGCACAUCCGAACGGACCAGCCCUGGGACGUCCAGCGCCUACACUAGUGAUAGCCCAGUUCCUACCCACAAUGAGGAAGGUGAGGAGGAGAGAUGCAGGGGAGGAGGCUCUGAUGAGCAGUACCGACAGAUCAGCAACAUGUACACGAUGUAUAGCAUGAUGAAUGUAGGCCAGACAGCUGAGAAGGUGGAGGCCCUGCCGGAGCAAGUGGCCUCCGAGUCCCGCAACCGAAUCCGGGUGCGGCAAGAUCUGGCCUCACUGCCAGCUGAGCUCAUCAACCAGAUUGGCAAUCGGUGCCACCCAAAACUCUACGACGAGGGUGACCCUGCUGAGAAACUGGAGCUCGUGACAGGCACCAAUGUAUACAUCACAAGGGCACAGCUCAUGAACUGUCACGUCAGUGCGGGCACAAGGCACAAAGUCCUCCUUCGUCGGCUCCUUGCCUCCUUUUUUGACAGGAACACUCUGGCCAACAGUUGUGGCACAGGCAUCCGAUCUUCCACCAAUGACCCUAGGCGAAAACCCUUGGACAGCCGGGUCCUCCAUGCUGUCAAGUUCUACUGCCAGAACUUCGCCCCCAACUUUAAGGAGAGUGAGAUGAAUGCCAUCGCAGCGGACAUGUGCACCAAUGCCCGAAGGGUGGUGCGUAAGAGCUGGAUGCCCAAGGUGAAGCUACGCACGCCUGAGGGCGACACGUACACGACCUUCAUCAAUGACUCAGGCAAGAUAGAGCCCGACAUGAUGGGUGUGGAGCACGGCUUUGAGACAGCCAGCUAUGACGGUGAUGCUGGGCCCUCAGCCGAAGCCCUUCAAUAACCUUUCCCUUCUUUCCUGCCCUGCCUGGCCUGGCCUUUCCUGGCCUGCAAAUCCCCCCCCCCCCCCCCCCCCCCCCCCCCCGGCCCCUUCUCCUCUCCCUCUUCCCCAACUGCAGGCUACCCUUUGGCAAGGGUUCCCUCUGCCUUUCACAUUGGACUUUGUUUAUUCUUUGGUUAACAUCCCCUCCUGUCCUUGGUCCAGUUUGCCAGAGGGGACGUGUGAUCACUGCACGCUGCUGUCUGUCCCAUUCUCCCCCUCCAUCCCCACCCCACCCCUACCCCCCAGCACCACUUCUUUCUCAUGGGGCACACAGUACCAAGGAGCAGAAAUCCAUGUGGGCUGUGUGGUCCUAUGGGGUGGGCUGAAGUGGGAAGUCUCUCUGGUCUCUUCCUGUCCCAUUCCCCAUUUCAUGACAGGCACUGAGAGUGGCUGGGAGAGUGUCAAACAUGGUUUUGUUUCCUUGAUGUUUUUUUUUUAAACACACUCAGAAUGAUCUAACUAUAUAUAUAUAUAUAUAUAUAUAAAGAGAGAGAAAUCUAUAGACCUAGAAAUAAUAUAUAUAUUAUAAAAAUAUUUACCAGGAAAGGAAAAGCAUGUUCGUCCUACAAGCAAAAGAAAAUGAGUAACAGACUGCCUCUCAGUGGCAAACUCUCCCCCUCCCCCCCUCCCCCGCCCAAGUCAGUGCCCCUGUAGUAUCUGAGGGAGUGGGCAUUGGGGAUUUGGCCUCUCUCCCUGCCCUCCUUGGAGGCCAGAGUCAGCCUUUGGCUCUCUUCAGACUUUGUUCUUCCAGGCCUCCAGUCUUUGUGUCUGCCCUUCUUCCUUCUCCUUCAUAGAGCCUCUGGCUUUGUCAUCUUCAUUUGUAGCCCACUUUUCCAAAGCACCUUUCCAUCUAUUUAAUUUUAUUACUGGGACAUCCUGUGGGGUAGUAAGAGCAACUGGCAGUAACUCCAUUUAACAGGGAGGAAACAGAGGACUUUCCCCACCCCCUUUCUGGCCCCCAGGUAAAGUGAUCUGCCCAAUGCCACAGCAAGGGAGUGGCUGGGCAUGGACCGGAACUUAGUCCUGGGCACUGGUGGGUCUGUGAUCUUUCUUCCACCAGACUCUUGCCAUGGGCCUUUAACCCAUUUUGAUUCUUUCUGGAGAAAGGAGCAGGGACUGAAUCAAGGGACUAUUUAGGGGAAGAGAGAGAGAGAGAGAGAGAGAGAGAGAGAGAGAGAGAGAGAGUGUGUGUGUGUGUGUGUGUGUGUGUGUGUGUGUGUGAAAUUUGCUUGAGUGCACAUGUGUACACAUGUAUUUCAGUGUAAGUCAAAGGCUGAAAUUCACUUAGAUGUGUAUGCUAGGGCAGGAAUGACUUGAAUGGUUUUGCAUUGGCAAAACACGAGACUGAACCUGAAUUGUUUCUAGGGGGAUGGUAGAGCAGGGCUGGCAGGAUGUUGGGCUAGGAGCCUAGGAGGGCUUCCCAUUGAAGUUGGACCCUUUCCCUUAUGUGUGUCCAUGAACCUCUCCUGAGAGCUGGGGGCCCUGAGGCUCUCCUCCCUGUCCAGUGUCCAUCUUUUCUUUGCCCCUGGCCCUAAAGCCCUGUGUACAGACUUAAAAAAAAAUACCUUUUGUAGCCAAGUAUUGAGUCCUAUGGAAAUACCAAGACCCUUAAAGUUUUCAAACCAAUAGGAAUGAGGACCCCUCCCUCCUGCCUAGGAGGUGUUGGGGGAACCCAGGUGGGUAGAAACCUCUCCACAUACUAUGGGCUCUGUCGGUUUUGUUUUUAAUGUGCCCUUCUGUCCUUCAUUUCUGCCAGCCCAUGGCUUUCCUUCUGAGACUCUGGCACGUCCAGCCUGGGCAGACCCAGCUACAGGGUUAGUUCUCAUUGUUAAUUGUUUUGAGUAAGCCGAUUUGUGGCUACUCCUUCUCCUUAAUGAAUAAGAAGGAUGUUUUCUAGUUUAUAUAUGUGAACAUGGAUAAUUUGGGGGGGGGCAUCUCUAUUUAAUUUUUAUUUGCCUCCCUUGUCUCUUCUUUCCCAUCCUUCCCCUUUUGGGCCCCUCACAAACUCUCAGACUCUGGGACCUCUCUCCCCCAAAGUUAGGGUGCUCUUGUGUUUUGGCCAAAUCCCAUACUCUUUCUGAACUUCUCACUGGUUCAGAGACUUAGAGGGGGAGGGGAGGGACUACAGGAGUCAUCUGGUUCAAUUGAGGCCCCCAGAACUUCCCUGAUAUCCCCCAGGCAGGGCUAUGAUGAGCUGACUCUCAGUUGCAUGUUUUCUCUCCACCCCACUGGCUCUCUUCUGGGUCUGGGCACAGGGCAGGCACUUUGACACCUGCAGAGUUACUUGUACCUCCUCUCCAGACUUCAUUGGUGUGAUGCCACAGGAUCAGUGAUGGGUUUGGGUGAGAGAAGAAACGUGUUUGACCCCUUGGGGUCCUUGCUUUGUCAGCAGCUCUGUCCAUCACCACCUCCUUAGCUAAUGAGUCAUAAGUAUUUAUAUUACUUACCUAACUGGGGCUAGGUAUGGACCUGAGAGCAGGAGACAGAAAGAUAAAACAGGAAACAACAGUCCCAUCCCAGAAGCAGCUUAUCUUCCAAUGUAAAUAAUUCCUGGGAUUCUCUCUGCUUUCUAUUCCUUAGAGGAGGGAUAGUAAGAAUUGCCUGAGAGUCCGAACAACUGGACACUGUUCCUUAAUCUGCCCCCAACUUGCUGGAUGGGAGUCAUUCUUUUUGGAAAUGCCUAGGGCCACAGUUUGGGCUGAAACCAGGUGUUGGCGCUCUCCUUGGUUUUUCUGCUGUUUUUGGAUUGGAUUCUGUUUGCAGGCGGUGUCAGAGGAUACCUACCCUUCUCAUCCUCUGGCUCUUGUGUUUUUGGCUUUCCAAGGACCUUGCCCAAGGCCCAGCAUAUACCCUACUGUGCUAUCCAUUGAGAUAGCCGAGGGGUCAUCUGCAGUGUUUGGCUCUGUAGGGCCUGGCAAGGGGUAGUGGCCGGGGAGAUAUGCACUUUGAAAGAGCUCCCAUUCCCCAGGACCUCCAGACCGGCCCAGUGUACCUUGGAGAGAGCGCUUGGCUCAGUAAAAGAAGCUGUCAUUUAACUUACAGGGGGACCUUGGGAAGAGGGAAGAGACCACUUGAGGAAAAUGUCCCUGUUUCUAGAAGCUAGCCUAUUUCUGUUUGUCUUGAUCUUUCCUAGCCCCUCAAGAGAAACCUUUUUUGUGUGUGACCCUCCUCAGUGUAGGCUAAGGGAGAGAGGCUAGGCAAUCCCCCCCUAGUCCUGUAACCCUCCAGCACCAGAGUCCUCUUGUGCCACAUUCUGUACGUCUACUUCUCAGUCACUUUCCUAAGCCCCUGGGGAGGGAUACAAGACCAUUCUUCCCCUAAAAUACAAGCACCUUAUCUGUCCUCCCACCCCUAAACUGGCCGAAUUCCCCUUUCCCAAAUCUCCCAAAGCACAAGGCCCCUCAAGGUGUUCUCCUAGCUAGAGUCACCUGUGAGGUUCUGGGACCAAAUUGGGGAAGGAGAGAUGAGUAAGGAGGAGAGGCAGAGCGGGAGCCCCUUCUUACCUCGGUGCCUGGGCUGCGGGGGGAAGUAGCCCUUAUGUAUUGUGGCCCCUAAAUCCAGCUGUGAACUGUGUAGCCUGUAGAGCUGCCUGUCAUGUUCAUGAGGGUUGGGGGUUGGGGCAGGCCAGAGUAGACAUUUAAAAUUGGGCUGUCUGGCCGCUAUCUUCCAGCACAAUCCUGGCCCCUGGUCUAGUUUAGGCUCUGGAGCCUUUUGCCCCCAACAUGAGCAGUGAGUAGUGGGUCUGAGCUUUCCCCCAGUGUGAUAGUUGUUCCAGGGUGUCUUGCUUUGCCGCCAAGGCCCCUUCCCCCCUUCCCAAACCUUAUUGGACCCCAGGUUCCUCCCUCCCUUUAGGCUUCUGCCUCUGCUUCCAGGAAAAAGUUGCCAGGAUCCCCUAUUAUACACCUGGAAGCUUGGGGGGGGGUGUCAUUUAGCAAUAAAGGGGGCAGCUGGGUGGGGGGAAUAUGGAGAGAGAGGGGAGACACUUGUGGACUUCCAAAUUCCAUGGUUGUAAGCAGAUGUUUGUGCCAUGAUUCUGAGAACCAGAGACUUGGAGCUGAAAAAGGCCCUAGGAAUCAUCUUGUCUGGGCCCCUCAUGGUGCAGAGAGCCUGGAAUGGGCCUAGGGACCGUGCUGAAAUGGGCUGGGGAGUGGGGCAGGGGAGUCAGCUCCUCCCAGGAGAGCCAAAGACAAGGGUUGUGCCUUACCAAAGGGGGGCUGCCCCCCUUCCCCCCUCCAGGGUCCUGCUCUUCACUUUCCUUUCUCAAACAUCCCUCAUCUAUUCCCCCCUCCCCCUUUCCCCUGCCCAUCUGCCUUUCUGCUGAGCUGCAUGGCCCAGGAAUGCUGGGUGCUUUCUGCUGAUGCUGCAGCUACUUCUCCACCAACCACCCCAGAAGUCAGGCCCAGAAUCAAGUUUUCCACAAAAAAUGGAAGAAGAAAAAAAAAAAAGACAAAAAAAAAAAUUCCCCCAGACCCUGGGGCUGCCAGGAUUUGUCUGUGUGAAGUGCCAAUGACCUUGUGACCUUCAGAAAACACACACAAGGCUCCCCAGUCCCCAGCCCGCCUCACCCCGUGACCCCAGUAAUGAGGCUUGCACAUUAACUACUGUAAAGAGGAGCAGAGCUGGAGAAAUGUGAAUAAUGGGAAUAAUAAUACUGAUAAGAAUAAACA
Molecule: messenger RNA, 6339 nt
Organism: Dromiciops gliroides (monito del monte)
Lineage: Eukaryota; Metazoa; Chordata; Mammalia; Microbiotheria; Microbiotheriidae
Gene: NACC1
Product: nucleus accumbens associated 1
Biological process (GO): regulation of transcription by RNA polymerase II
Molecular function (GO): RNA polymerase II cis-regulatory region sequence-specific DNA binding; DNA-binding transcription factor activity, RNA polymerase II-specific; protein binding
Source: RefSeq, a predicted model, not a curated record